CCACUCGGCAGCCCUAAGUGUGUGUGCGUGUGCCUGUUUUAACAAUACGGGAUCUUCCUUCUUUGGCUCCUUUAAAUUAUAGAUCAGGAACACCCUCAGCAGAGCCUCAAGCGAACCCAGGGCAGCAUGUCUGGGAGCAAAUACAUAGAUUCAGAGGAUUUUGUGUACACCGCACCCCUCAGGGAGCAAGGCAACAUCUAUAAGCCCAACAACAAGGUCAUGGAAGGUGAGAAGGAAAUCCAUGAUGUGCACACCAAGGAGAUCGACCUGGUCAAUCGGGACCCCAAGCACCUCAACGACGAUGUGGUCAAGAUUGAUUUUGAAGAUGUGAUUGCUGAACCCCAGGGAACCCACAGCUUUGACGGGGUCUGGAAAGCCAGCUUCACCACUUUCACUGUGACAAAAUACUGGUUUUACCGCUUACUGUCUGCAAUCUUUGGCAUUCCCAUGGCUCUCAUCUGGGGCAUCUACUUUGCCAUUUUGUCAUUCCUCCACAUCUGGGCAGUGGUGCCCUGCAUCCGGAGCUACUUGAUUGAGAUUCAGUGCAUCGGCCGAGUUUAUUCUAUCUGUAUCCACACCUUCUGUGACCCGUUCUAUGAGGCUGUUGGCAAAAUGUUCAGCUCUAUAAGAGCAACAGUACAGAAGGAUGUGUAACUGACAUUUCAAGGAGUACACAGAGUGGGUCUUCUCUUCCCCCCUGCCAUUUUUUGGUGCCAGUCUCAAUGAUGAACGAAGUGACCGGCAUUCAACAGUAUCAGUUAUUGAAGCAAUCAAGUCCAACUUGAAUGCAGCAAAGAAUUGCUUACUAAAACUUUCUUACUACGUAAUCCUUCCUGGAUUUAUAUUGCUCACUGUUUUCAGGAGGGAGUUCAGUUAGCUUUAUAAACACACACACACUAAAAUUUGCUGCUUUCCCAUUCCUAUCUGCCUAUUAUUUUGCUGACCCUUUGGCAAACCGACAUAUUCUGCUUACCCCUUCCAUUCAUUUGUUGCAAAUUAAAUUCUCAACAAUAUAAUAAAGAACUGCCAAAAGCAAAAAUCUUUCCAGCACUAUAACACUGCUUUUCAUUUUACUGUGAGCAAAUGGGGUCUAAAGCUAUUUCAGCAUAAUGGACAUGAUAAGCUGGCAGAUUUUUAAAGAAUGUUCUUUUUCAAAUGUAUUGUGUUCGACUGUAGCUCUUUCCUGUAGUGGACAAUAUCUAACUGCUACACACAGCUAGAUCUAAGUAAAUAACUAAUAUAUAUGCUUGACGAGAGAGAGAGAGAGAAAGAGAGAGAAAUCCAAAGCCUUCAACUUGGACAACAUUGCACAUCCUCAGAAAGCUACAACCUGGCUUCUUCUUUCCUGUUUUUUUGUCCCCACUGAGAGAUGACUUGCAGAUCUUUAUAUCAAUAAAAGGUAUACGGAAGGCACUGCCUUAAUACUUUAAAAAAUGUCACAUCAUUCAUCUAACCCUGUAUCACGAACUUCUGAUGGGUGGCUCUAGGACUUCCUGGAUCUCCCUGUAGAGUUCUUCCACUUCUUCUUUAGAUCCCCCUUACUGGAUGUGCCAAGAAUGGACCAUAAAGCCUCCUAUAAAUGCAAAAUGAACAUGUCAUCACCAGACCAUGGAUUCCAGUAUUCAGGCUCAACAUUCAAGCCAAAACUGUGUUGCAAACACAUUUUCUGGACUUUGGGUCAAGUUCAAAAGCACUUGCAUCUGCAGAGCUCCUACAACAUCGUCCCAUUUAUAUGAUGCUUCAUCCCCAAGCUAAGAUUUAGGCAGGGAUACCAUAUUCACUGCAGCAACACUGAGCAAAGCAGACAAGGAAAUAUCACUGUGGAGGAUCAACUGUUCUUUUUGCAGGGGAAACAUGUCAAGAUGUGUCCAGUGAAUGCAGAGUUUUCCAGCUAUGAACUGGGGUUUUAAGGGUGGUUUGGUUUGGUGGUUUUAUGAGGGGCAGCAUUAAAAUUCCCUCGUCAGCCAAGGUCAGCAUGCUGCCAGUACAUUCACGCUUUGCUUAUUUCGCACUAAUCCACCACGAGAAGAGUGGCUUUAGCAGCCCUACAUGGCAAUUCCCUUUUUUCCACUCCUCAGCGAGCUGUAUGCAUCAAUCAGGAAGCCUUCAUGGAGGUAAUUUGUGUGAAACUGACUGAAAAAUAUACAGAAAUAAAGCAUUUGCAACAUUAUUUCAUGCUGUGACCUGAUUAGGGGCUCUCUGCGAUGAACCAUGCUGAGAAAGAACCAUCCUUGAUUUGCCUGAAUCUGUUUGUUGCUUUUUUCAAAAAGUAGCUGUGAGGUUAUGUUAGCUGGGAUAAGCCUUCUUAUGAAUUUAAACUGAGGAAUUUCAAGGCCUGAGCUUGCUCUUGCUGGGAUCAAUCCCAGGGAGGACUUGUUUGAAUCUUUAGCACAAAACCUGUAGUGACUUUCAGGUACAGCCCACCUGUCACCUGAGAAUUCCUUGCAUAAUUCUUCUUACUGUAGAAUUGCUUUAAGCCUGUUUUACUUUAAUAGGACACUUAACAGUACAAUCCUAUGCAUGUGUACUCAGACGUUGAUCCCAUGCAGUUCAAAGGGAUCAGUGCCACCCACGAUCCUUGGCAGCCUGAAGUGAAGUUUGAAUGGUGCCACCUUUCACCACGAAUUCCAGCAUGGUCAGCCUUUGAAGCAGUCAGGUUUCUUCUUGCCACCUUCACCCCAGAUAGUGCUGCCUGAAGUAGGACACAGUAAGGCCAGACUCCUAGUAAGUGUGCAAAGGAUUGUAGCCUUAGUCCACCAGCAGCACUGCCCACGUUGUGACUGAUAGGCGACUUCUGUUGCCAGCCUAGUGCUUAUUGGAGAUCAGCCUUGGAUUCCUUUCUUAAUUGAACAGCUUAUCAUUGUUACAAGCUGCUUGCAUAAAUUGCACAAAUGAGGUCAAGAUGGCCUGGGCUGCGAAUCACACUGAUUUUUGAAAUGGCACCCCUAAUCCACUGUUUCCAAGGGAUUUCUGGGUGACCAUUUCAUUGCAAAAUAAAUGGACAGUUGUUGCAAAAGAUCCAUUCAUCCUUCCAUAAUCUGAUGCUUUUUGGUUGGGGACAAACUAUUCCCCUAUAUUGGUCUGCAGGUAUCAUAUGCACAUUUAUUCACUGUCAUUUUUCCAAUACUCAAGCAGUAAUACUUUACUGCUGGAGAAAUUUAAUUCUUUCUCCAACAAGUAUAUUUAAUUACAGUAUUUAGGGUGCAGCAUGGAAUGUAGUUUCCAAGACAAGAAGCACCUGCUUCCCCCUUCCAAAACUUUUUUGAAAGUCUUAGUUUAAUAGCAUUUCUCCCACCUUGUCUUUUAAUUACUAUCUGCUCUUGACUGCCUUUACUCAAGCAAGGAAACAGCAAUAAGGCCAUAAAAGCCGUGAACCCGAGGAAGGUGACGUGCUGUCCUAACAUUUUACCAUUAUCCUAUUUCUCCUCUAGGUACCUUUGCAAUUUUGUGAAUGUGUCACGAGUGGGCUCACGAGUGGCUGUCAUGAGGGCAUCUUGCCCAUUCACAAAAUGGCUGCUGGGUUUGGUGUAGCUGGUCACAGAACACUAAAUUCCCCGAAGCCAAACUGGUGAGGAUAAAAGAAAAACAAAUUCCCUAAGAAACUAAGGAUGAGGGAGGGGGAGGGGGAGCCAAAAUACUCAGCUGUCCCUCUGAACCCAAAUAAAGAUGGUGUUGGAAGGCAGCACUUUGCUUUGCAGCAAGUCAACUUCCUGGGGGGGGGGGGGGUUGGUUUUUUUUUUUUUAAAUUUUAAAAAUAAUAUAAAACUGGGAGAGACAGAAAACUUGGUGGGUGCAGGUUGGGUGUACUGACCCUUAGCAACAUUAUGCUCACAAUCCCAGUUGUGUGGGCCCAUGCCUGAAAAAUGCUAAAAAUUAACAUUUUAUCAUUUGUAAGAGACAUAGUAGUUGCCCUGACCAAUUUAGCCCUAGUCACUAAGUAUGUAACGGGAGGCUUCUGUGCAGUUCCACACAUGUUGCUCAAAAGGAGCUAGGCUGUAUUCAGUGUCCAGAGAAACCUUGCAAAGUUGAAAAGGGAAAAUGAAGUGGGGUAUUGCCCACAGGAUCUGCUUUACUCAGGGUGCAAGUCACUACUGAAGCCAAUGACAAAAUGGCAAUUUUCAGUAAUUCUAAGUGGUUCCCCCAACACUAGCAGGCCUUCAAACAUGAAAAUGGAACUUCUGUGGAUGGGGCGUGUCUUUGUUGUUGGCACAUACAUUGCAAACCCAGCAACUAAACAUUUUUCUCUCUUUUUACGUUGAAAAAACACUGGUCUGGCUAUAGUUUUAUGUUUUUACUAUGUACAUAACUGAGAGUGUACUGUUAGAUAUAUAUUUUGCAGUAUUGCAAUGCACAUUUGGUGAGAAUGUAAACGAGAUAUAUUUUAUCUUUACAUAAGGAAAAUCACUUUGAAAUCUAUUGCGUUUAAAUUGUGUAUUCAGAAGGAGUUCCCAAAUGCAAAUAAAUAGCUGAUCCAGGAUAUUUACAUAGCUAUUGUAUGCUUACAAGGUAUAAUAAGUCACAUUUUUUAUUCUGCAUGUUCAACAUCCAAGGCUACAAUCUGCACAAUAAAAGCUGUUUUCAUAGAAAA
Molecule: messenger RNA, 4588 nt
Organism: Varanus komodoensis (Komodo dragon)
Lineage: Eukaryota; Metazoa; Chordata; Lepidosauria; Squamata; Varanidae
Gene: CAV1
Product: caveolin 1
Exons: 3
Coding region: 127-654 (175 amino acids)
Biological process (GO): caveola assembly; negative regulation of protein tyrosine kinase activity; negative regulation of endothelial cell proliferation
Cellular component (GO): cytoplasmic vesicle; Golgi apparatus; perinuclear region of cytoplasm
Molecular function (GO): protein kinase binding; molecular adaptor activity; transmembrane transporter binding
Source: RefSeq, a predicted model, not a curated record